This is a messenger RNA of Lachancea sp. 'fantastica', 3294 nucleotides long. The record is from the annotation of a GenBank genome assembly. Lineage: Eukaryota; Fungi; Ascomycota; Saccharomycetes; Saccharomycetales; Saccharomycetaceae.
AUGCUUCGUACCAGGAGUUUAGAAGCCUUGAGGCGAUUCUACAGGCGUGGUUUUGGUGUACAAGCAAGGCUGGCGUCAACAGUCAGUUCGCAAGCGCUCUUGAAUGCUCGAGAAACAUCGAGUAUUGGUAAUCUGCAUUGGGAGGCCUAUCGAAAACAAGUUGAGGACCCAAAGAUCGGUGGCGAGCUGAAACGACUAGAAUCUCAGUGGUUACACGAACUGUCGCUGAAAAGUGACGGAAAAAGCGAUCAGAAGCCCCCCGUGGAUCCCAAAACAUCCGAAAAGGAUGACAAUGAUUCAAAAGAUAAGGGAUCGCCAGAUUCCCAGACUCCAAAAAAAGACACCGAAAUCUCAAAAUCUAGUGAUUCUGGCGCAUCUGCCGUCUCUAGCACAAGCUCAAUGGGGGGUGCCCCAUCAGGAAGUGACGGAAAUGGAGGCGAUGAUGGCUCUGAACGCGGGAGCGAUACAAAACAUUCUUCAAAAAAACCCAAGCUACCGGAGAUUUAUCCACAAAUGCUGGCACUGCCAAUUUCCAGACGUCCGCUCUUUCCAGGCUUCUACAAAGCCGUUGUGAUUUCUGACAGCAGAGUUAUGACGGCCAUCAAAGAAAUGCUGGAACGCCAGCAACCCUACAUCGGUGCUUUUCUAUUAAAAGACUCCAAUGUGGACACCGACGUUAUUCACAACACUAACGAGGUCUACGAAACAGGUGUUUUUGCACAGAUUACCAGCGCAUUUCCCAGCAAAGAUGAAAAAUCUGGCGCUGAGACGAUGACGGCACUUCUUUACCCACACAGAAGAAUCAAAAUAGAUGAGCUACUUCCGCCCACUGGUGCCAAGGCUAAUUCUGGCACUCCUGCAUCGUCGAACUCCAAUAGUUCCGAAUCACUUUCUGUCAACAAAGAAGGAGAUAACGAAGUCCAAAGCCUUCAGACUAAAACGAGUUCGAUAGACAAUCUAGAUAUCAUCGAGGAGGAAACAAAUCCUACCGAGUUUCUGAAAGAGUAUGAUAUAUCCCUAGUAAAUGUGUCAAAUCUUGAAGAUAAAGAAUUUGACAGGAAGUCCCCCGUUAUAAACGCAUUAACCUCCGAAAUACUCAAAGUGUUCAAAGAGAUUUCUCAGCUGAAUACCAUGUUCAGGGAGCAGAUCGCCACUUUUUCAGCAUCCAUCCAGUCCGCUACAACUAACAUAUUUGAGGAACCUGCGCGAUUAGCUGACUUUGCCGCAGCCGUUUCGGCAGGGGAAGAAGAGGAAUUACAGGAAAUUCUGGAGUCAUUGGAUAUUGAGCAAAGAUUGGAGAAAUCGCUGGUUGUGCUGAAGAAGGAGCUAAUGAACGCAGAAUUGCAGAAUAAGAUCUCCAAGGACGUUGAGACUAAAAUACAGAAAAGACAACGCGAAUAUUACCUAAUGGAACAACUAAAGGGAAUUAAACGUGAACUUGGGAUUGACGAUGGAAGGGAUAAAUUAAUCGAGACUUUCAAGAAAAGACUGGAGAAACUACAGCUACCAGAAAACGUUCAAAAAGUGUUUGAUGACGAGGUUACCAAAUUGGCUACCCUUGAAACGUCUAUGUCUGAGUUUGGUGUUAUCCGGAACUACUUAGACUGGAUUACAACCCUCCCAUGGGGUGUCACCUCCAAAGAGCAAUACUCUAUACCAUUGGCUAAGCAAAUUUUAGACGAAGAUCACUACGGACUCAAAGACGUUAAGGACAGAAUCCUGGAAUUCAUUGCAGUUGGUAAGCUUUUAGGGAAAGUUGAUGGAAAAAUAAUAUGUUUUGUUGGUCCUCCAGGUGUUGGUAAAACAUCGAUUGGUAAGUCUAUCGCUCGCUCUUUGAACCGUCAAUUUUUUAGGUUCUCUGUUGGUGGUAUGACUGACAUUGCCGAAAUCAAGGGUCACAGGAGAACUUACAUUGGAGCUCUGCCUGGUAGAGUAAUCCAAGCACUGAAAAAAUGCGAGACGCAAAACCCACUCAUUUUGAUCGACGAGAUUGAUAAAAUUGGUCACGGCGGUGUUCACGGUGAUCCUUCUGCUGCGCUCCUAGAACUAUUGGACCCUGAACAAAACAAUACUUUUCUGGACAACUAUUUGGACAUCCCCAUGGAUUUAUCUAAAGUUCUGUUCGUUUGCACAGCAAACACCCUCGACACCAUCCCAAGGCCCUUGCUGGACAGAAUGGAAGUGAUUGAAUUGACCGGAUAUGUGGCUGAAGAAAAAAUCAAAAUUGCUGAACAGUACUUAUCGCCUAGCGCGAAGCGCGAUGCUGGGCUUGCCAACGCAAACGUCAAUUUGACCGAGGAAGCUGUUAUUUCCCUGAUGAAGCUUUACUGCAGAGAGAGCGGUGUACGGAAUCUAAAGAAGCAUAUUGAGAAGGUCUACAGGAAAGCAGCGCUGAACGUUGUAAAACAAAUGAGUCUCGAUGAGCCACCGGCCAAUGUUGCGAGUAAAGGGGAUGCUGUGAAAGACAGGAAGGAGGAGACCGUUGGGUUUACUGAAUCUCUGUCCGAGCAAGACGCAAAAUUGACAGUCAAGAAGACUCAAGACAGCGAGGAGGCCGUGACUGUGCCUAAAAGUAUACAAAUCGACAUCAAUCCCAACAACUUGAAAGACUAUGUUGGUCCUCCGGUUUACACGUCCGACCGACUAUACGAAACAACACCACCCGGUGUUGUUAUGGGUCUAGCGUGGACAAGUAUGGGUGGCUGUGCGAUGUACGUGGAGUCUGUUCUCGAACAGCCCAUCAGUUCAAAAUCCCAGCCCUCGUUGGAACGUACUGGCCAGCUGGGCGACGUCAUGAAGGAAUCAUCCAGACUUGCUUACUCAUUUGCAAGGAUGUUUUUGAGCAAGACUUUCCCCGAUAACCGAUUUUUUGAGAAGGCAGCCAUCCAUUUGCACUGUCCUGAAGGAGCAACGCCCAAAGACGGACCAAGCGCAGGUGUCACCAUGGCCUCUUCUCUUCUUUCGUUAGCAUUAAACAAGCAGCUUGAUCCAACCGUUGCUAUGACCGGCGAACUGACACUGACCGGAAAAGUUUUGCGUAUUGGUGGGCUUCGCGAAAAGGCCGUUGCUGCCAAAAGGUCCGGAGCAAAGACCAUUAUUUUCCCCAAAGACAAUCUAAACGAUUGGGCUGAACUUCCAGACCAUGUAAAGGAAGGUUUGGAGCCUCUUCCUGCCGCUUGGUAUGACCAAAUCUUUAAUAAGCUCUUCUCAGAUGUCUCACUACCGGAAGGAAACUCUGUGUGGAAGUCAGAAUUUGACAUAAUCGAUGCUCAAGAAGAAAAGAGAAACGAAUAA